UUUUUUUUUUUUUUUUUUUUGAGACAUGGCCCGGGCAGUGGCUCCUGGAAGAGGAACAAGUGUGGGAAAAGGGAGAGGAAGCCGGAGCUAAAUGACAGGAUGCAGGCGACUUGAGACACAAAAAGAGAAGCGUUCCUCUCGGAUCCAGGCAUUGCCUCCCUGCUUUCCUUUCUCCAAGACGGGCUGAGGAUUGCACAGCUCUAGGCGGAGUUGGGGCUCUUCGGAUCGCUUGGAUUCCCCUCUUUGCUGCAUUUCCCCCCACGUCCUCGUUCUCCCGCGUCUGCCUGCGGACCCGGCGAAGGGAGAAUGGAGAAGGGGCUGCCGCUCCUCUGCGCCGCGCUCGCCCUAGCCCUCGCCCCGGCCGGCGCUUUUCGCAACGAUAAAUGUGGCGAUACUAUAAAAAUUGAAAGCCCCGGGUACCUUACAUCUCCUGGUUAUCCUCAUUCUUAUCACCCAAGUGAAAAAUGUGAAUGGCUGAUUCAGGCUCCGGACCCAUACCAGAGAAUUAUGAUCAACUUCAACCCUCACUUCGAUUUGGAGGACAGAGAUUGCAAGUAAGUGGGAAUGUGUUUGAACAGGGCACCACAGCACCAUCUAGUGGUCACGCCUGUCUACGGGGGGGAGUCAGUGUGUACAA
Messenger RNA from Rhinopithecus roxellana (golden snub-nosed monkey), 637 nucleotides. Its product is annotated as neuropilin-1-like. The record is from RefSeq and is a predicted model, not a curated record. Lineage: Eukaryota; Metazoa; Chordata; Mammalia; Primates; Cercopithecidae. The transcript has 2 exons. The coding region runs from base 307 to 558 and encodes 83 amino acids.